AUGGCAUCAGGAUAUGGCCUCAAUGGCGGCCCGUCCCGCUGUUUCCCCUUCUGGCAAGAACUUCUCGGUUGCUACGUAGUUAAUGCUAGCGAAGGCGAUGCCGGAAAGAAGAAGUGUGUCCCAGCACUAGAGGAUUACCAUGAGUGUUUGCAUCACAGAAAAGAGGCUGCGCGAAUGCGGGCGAUGCAACAGGCAUAUCGAAAGGCGGAAGCGGCACAUCCCAGAGAGAAUGCGCCAAAGGCGGAACAGAUACGUUCGUUAGGAUUAAUAGGCAAGGACGAGGAAUCAAAGGCAAUAUUGGGGGCGCGAUGA
Histoplasma capsulatum G186AR is the source of this 312-nucleotide messenger RNA. RefSeq names its product NADH-ubiquinone oxidoreductase. Gene Ontology annotation, biological process: mitochondrial respiratory chain complex I assembly. NCBI's taxonomy places the organism in Eukaryota, Fungi, Ascomycota, Eurotiomycetes, Onygenales, Ajellomycetaceae. The record is from RefSeq and is a predicted model, not a curated record. The coding region runs from base 1 to 312 and encodes 103 amino acids. The transcript is spliced from 3 exons.